UACCUGCAGGUACUUUUCAGAGCUGGAGCAACAGUUCGGUCUUACUACCGUUUUAAAACAUUUUUCUCAAAGAGAAAGCUUAUUCAAGGUUAUGGCUUUCUAAUCAGCCUUCAUCUCUGGUGAAAUAAUGAAUGAAGCAAGUGGGAAAGACUAGACUUCACAUCCGUCUCCUCUUGCAUACGGAGCGGCGGAGGUUCCGCAUGGUUCCGCCCAGUCGUGGUGGUCAGUCAUUAAUUAGCAGAGUCUCUUCCGGUAACUCUGAGCCCAGUCCACUUUACUUGCUUUCUUCCGGGUUAAACACCACUCUCUGCUACAUUCGGUCGCCGGUUCAUGUUAACUCUGCUACCUGUUCACUAUGCGAUAUGAGGAGUUAACAACCCUUGUUUCAGAUCUGGAAACGUUCCUCAAUGAUGGAUUAAAAGGAGAAAAUUUGAGCAAGAAGGCAAAGGAGAAGAAGGAAGCCUUCAUCAAGCGGAUUAAAGAAGUUAAACUUGGUUUUCCACAAGACUUCAAAGAGAAAAGCGGAGAAGAUUCAGGAGAGGAGGACGAGUCUGACAGCCACAAUGACGGAGGGUCGAUGCAUUCAGAGCGCACCGACAAGGAUGAGGAGGCCAGUGAAGGUGUCCAGCAGGCUCCUGCCAUAGCAGCACAGGAUCUGCCGUAUGUGUUCAAAGCUGGAUACCUAGAGAAACGUAGGAAAGAGCACAGCUUCUUUGGAACAGAGUGGCAGAAGAGAUGGUGUGCCCUGAGCAGUAACACAUUCUACUACUACGGAAAUGAAAAGGACAAACAGCAGAAGGGUGAAUUCUCGAUUGAUGGCUAUAUUGUCAAACUGAACCACACCUUAAGGAAAGAUUCAAAAAAGGAAUGUUGCUUCGAAAUUUCCGCUAGUGACAAGCGAGUAUAUCAGUUUUGCGCAUCAUCUCAGAAAGAGGCAGAGGAAUGGGUGAAACAGAUCGACUUUGUUUUGAGAGACAUGUCGGGCAUUAUACCUGAAGACGAGGAUGAAGAGCAGGAGAUAUACGAUGACGCUGAGUCGCUGUCUCCGCUGCCCAUCGACGAGGACAUCUAUGAAGAACUUCCAGAGGAGGAUUUGCCUUCUCUUCCAAAGCCUCCUCCAAAGUUGGAGACGACAAACAAGCCUGCUCCUCCUGUUCCAGUUGAUAAGAGCACCGACUACCCCAACUUCUACCAGAGUAAGUGGGAUUGCACAGGAGACAUAUCGGAUGAGUUGUCCUUCAGGCGUGGUGAUGCCAUUUAUAUCCUGAGUAAGGAAUAUCAGAACUUUGGUUGGUGGGUCGGGGAGCUUCAGGGCAGUGUUGGCAUCGUCCCCAAGGACUUCCUCAUGCAGCUUUAUGAAGUUUAACACGUGGAGGACGGCCUGAAGAAAGGAAUUGCAAAUCCUUUGGAGAAAUGUACUGAAAUUGCUCAUUACCUUGUUUCUUUUGCAGUUGGUGAGGCUGAAUCAAGUGAAAAUAUUUUUCUUAUUUUGUCACAUUUCAUUUUGCACUGUUUUGACCGCACAUUCCCUUUUCUGAUCCAUGCAAACUGUGACUUGUAACUCGUAAACAUAUGUAUAAUAUGCUUUCAAUAAAGAUGUAAGCAAGG
Molecule: messenger RNA, 1608 nt
Organism: Gadus morhua (Atlantic cod)
Lineage: Eukaryota; Metazoa; Chordata; Actinopteri; Gadiformes; Gadidae
Gene: skap2
Product: src kinase associated phosphoprotein 2
Exons: 12
Coding region: 356-1366 (336 amino acids)
Cellular component (GO): plasma membrane; cytoplasm
Molecular function (GO): protein binding
Source: RefSeq, a predicted model, not a curated record